Molecule: messenger RNA, 894 nt
Organism: Xenia sp. Carnegie-2017
Lineage: Eukaryota; Metazoa; Cnidaria; Anthozoa; Malacalcyonacea; Xeniidae
Product: gigaxonin-like
Exons: 1
Coding region: 1-894 (297 amino acids)
Molecular function (GO): protein binding
Source: RefSeq, a predicted model, not a curated record
AUGGUGAUGAACUCAGUAAAAGGUGAUAUUUUGAUUGCUGGGGGUUACCAAAUCAGGAGUGUUGAAAUAUUUUCAUGGAAAGAGGAGAAAUGGUUUAACAUUGCAUCAAUGGAAAAUGAACACAGUUAUGCUUCAUCAUUUAUUUAUAAUGAUAAUUUAUUUGUUGUUGGAGGUAAUGAAUGCACGUCAAUUGAGACAUUGAAUUUUAAACAGUUUCCUUUGACAUGGAGGAUAUUUCCUGCAAAGCUUCCUUAUGGAUUUAAUGGUCAUCAAACUGUUGUUUCUAAACAACAUAUCUUUCUCAUUGGAGGAUACAUUGUUGAUAAAGGACCAUCAGAUUUAAUCAGUGAAAUAACAAUAACAGGUACAACAUCUUAUGUUUUGAAAAGGUUGUGUCAUAUGCCUGAACCACAGGAUGGCCAUGGAGCUGUUGUUGUUGAUGAUAAAGUUCUUAUUUUUGGAGGAGAGGAAAAAGAUGGCAAAGUUUUGUCCAGUGUUUUGGAGUUUAACCCAAGGACUCUUACAUUUAAGGAAAUGCCUCCAUUACCUCAUCCAUUAAAUGCAAUGGCAACAGUUCGAUGGAGAGAUCAAGUUGUUCUUCUUGGAGGUUAUGAUAUAGAAGAAAGUUUGAACAGUGUUAUCAUGUAUGACAAUAAGACAGGUAAGAUUACAGUCUUACCAUCCAUGUUGGAAAAGAGAACAUGGUGUUGUGCAGUUAUAACUGGUGAUACAAUUGUUGUCAUGGGAGGUUGGGAUGAUAAAGGUGAAGGUCUUAAAUCAGUGGAGUGUUUUAAAAUGGGAAGCAGUUCUUCAUGGACAUAUCUUCCUUCAAUGAAUGAACCACGAUAUGGAGCCAUUGCUGAAAUUUUACCUUUUGGGCAAAAUUAUUUAUAA